Molecule: messenger RNA, 4257 nt
Organism: Prorocentrum cordatum
Lineage: Eukaryota; Dinophyceae; Prorocentrales; Prorocentraceae
Source: the annotation of a GenBank genome assembly
AUGGCGGAGGAGGGCGCGGGAGGCCGCGAGCUCCCGAUCGCGCCUGCCGCGGAAGCGGCGCGGCUGUCCGCGGCGGGCCGCCUCGUCGGCACCGUGUCCUUCGCGGCCAUGCUGCUGCUGGCCGGCUCCGCCGCCCUGGCCGCGAGCCUGCACCACGCCUCCGGCCUCGGCCUCCGCGUGGACAGCGUGCACGUCUCCGCGCCCGAGGGCGCGGACUCCGCCGAGGUCGUGAUCGGCGCGGGCCUGGAGCGGCCCGGGUGGACCCCGCACCGCGCCUGGCUUCGCAGCGCCGCGUGCCGGCUGCAGGUGCGGGGCCUGGACAUCGCCGUCGAGGCCCCCGAGGCGCAGCACCUGGGCCCGUCGCGCGUCAAGCUCCACGCCCGCACGCGGGUGUCGCCGGCGGGCGCCGCAGCGCCUGCGCCGGGCGGCUGCGAGGUCACGUCCAGCGUGGACCUGUUCGGACUCGGCGUGCGCGUGGCGUGGACGGUGUGGACGCCCGUGGACAUUUCGGCCGCCAGGGCGCCCAAGAUGUGGAUGCAGCGCAGCGGGGGCCUGACGCGGAAGGGCCCCCGGUCGCUGCAGGACCCCAACGUGACGCUGGAGCAGCCAGCACUGCUGGGCUGGCGGGUGCCCGCCGGGAGCCUCCCCGAGGCCCUGGACGCCCUGCUCGGGAGCGCGAGCAUCAGCCUCGACGCCGCCGUCAGCUACGAGGAGAGCGGGGACCGCUCCGUGCGGCUGACGAAGGCGGUCAACGCCAGCCUGGCCAUCGAGAGCGACGGCGAGGGCGGCUACCUGGUCUCCGUGCCGGCCCUGGUCUCCAGCCACGUGCGCCCCGCCGCCUUCGCGGCCGCCCUCGGGAAGCUGGUCCUCGGCGACUCCCGCGGGGAGCGCGGCGGCGUCCACCGCUCGGUGCGGAUGGUCGCCGUGGCGCCGUCGUCGCCAGUGGCGCAGUGCCUGGGCGCCUCGCAUUCGUUGGGCUGGCGCAGCCGCCGGGGGUCGGCCGUGCACGACCUGGCCCGCGGGGCGAGGCGGCUGCUGGGCCGCCAGCUUGCGAGGUCGCUGGCGGGCUCCGCCGGUGCGCGGGCGGGGCAGCAGCCGCCGCAGGACGCCCGUCGCCUGUCCGGGGCCGGCGAGAGCACCACCUUGACGCUGUCUGAGAUGAUCUACGCAGACGAGUCCCAGAUUGACAUUGACCUCAAUGCCACCAUGACUGACGACGGGAUCGGCCUCGACUUCACCUUCGGCCUGGACGGCGAGACCAUGGUCGAAGUGCACCUGUCUGCUGCGGAGUCGGCCCAGGCGGGGGAGGCCUCCCUGAGCUUGGACGUGGCAGUGGAAGGCGUGGAAGUUGCUAACAUCGUGUACUCUUCAACUGACUCGGCCGACGAGACGUCCCUCUCCGUGCUGAUCAAGGAACCGGGCAGUGGCGAUACCAUCGCUACCGUGUCUGCUUCCUCGAGCGCAAGCGCUGGGGAAUCCCUCUCGGCCAGCGUUUUUGCGAGUGGCACAGAGUUCGUUACCGUCACUGGCUCAAAUAGUAGCGCGUCCAUGAUCUUUUCGGCGGUGAUGAAGGACCCCAGCAAUGCGGCCAGCACGUUGCUCACAGCAUCCGCCUCGGCAACCUACACUGGUGCUGACACGGAGGGCGAUUUCGGGGUCACGGUACACCUAGGAGAUGAUCAGAUCGAGUUAACCGGAUCUUUGACGGAUAGUUAUCGCACACAAGAUGGUUUUUCGAUGGACGCAGAGCUCUCGGUUGGCGGUAGCGCCGUAGGGCGGGCUGAUGUCGAUGGCACCCACGAUGACACUGGUCUGAAUGCCGUCGCGACGGUUGAGAUGUCCGCAGAUGGCAGCUUUGAGCAGAUACUUAAGCUGGACCCCUUCAUUCUGGUGCGUAAGAGCACGAAUUACACGAUCCACGCCACCCUCUUCGACAGCUCGGACACAGAGAUUGCCACAGUUGGCGUGUCGCUCACCAAUGAGCCUGCCGGUGGCCAGGUGCAAGAUGUGGACAUCCAGCCGUUCAGCCCCAUGGACUCCAGUCUCAACGUUACCAUGACCGUAUCAUUGGCCAGCGCCGUGCUCGAAGCCCUUACAGACGCAGGGGAUAUUCCAUGCCUGCAGGGUUCGUGCUCUGUGGAUGUGGGCGUGCACAGCCAGCACAUGGAGCUGACCUUCUCAUCGGUACCAUCAGGUGAGCAGGAAGCCUACCGCGCGGUUCUCGGCUUGAUCACGAGGGACACGCUCUAUUUCGCAGGGGGAUCAGUCACUGCGCAGGGCGUGAACCUGAUCGUAGCAGACGUGCAGCUAGGCAACGGCAAUUCGGCCAUCGCAGCCGACCAGUUCGCCUUGUCGUCUACUGGCACCCUGAAGGACGGGGACAACGAGAAGAUUAUUGGAUGGGAUCUGAGCGCCGACGUAUCCACUUCCCUCCAGUCCAUGGAGCUGACCUUGGACAACAAGUCUGGCCCUCUGCUCGAGGCGACCGUCUCCUUCACCGAGCUCGCCGCGAGGAGCACGUCCGCGGGGGAGAUCAAGCUCGAGGGCGAGAGGGCCGCCAAGUGGGAUUUCGCCUCGGAGACGGCAGGCUCCACGACCACCGUGGAGAUGGCUGUCUGGGACGCGGAGGGCGAGCUUGCCGCCGCCAGCGCCUCGACCACCGUGGACGCGUCGGCCGGCUCGGAGGUGUCCCUUGUGAGCCUCGCGCUCAGACCGGGGAGCGGGCAGGACCCCGAGGCCCUCGGCGGCGUCCGGCUCGAGACGGUCGACGCGUCCGGGGACCGGGCGGCCUUCCAGCUCCAGGUCCUCGGCUCCGACCUGCAGACGCCCUUCUUCCAGCUCGACGCGGCCGUGGACUUCACGGCGGAUGGCGGUCUCCGCCUGCUCACCGACUGGGACGCUUCCGUCGAGGCGCAGGUCUGGGACCCCGGCGACACCGCCGCGGGAGUGAUGAUGACCAUGUCGGUGACCAGCAGCAGCUCUGGGGGUGUCUUCACGUCUGGGAUGGCCAUGGAGGACGCGGACGGCACGCAGUUGAUGAAUUGGUCCAUCACGGGAACGAGCGCUUCCGAUGGCAUCUCCACCCACGGGACUCUCGGAGACGUCAUGGCCAUUACGCUGGCCAUGUCGAAGCCCGACGGGCGCCUUGACACGAUGUCUCAGAUGGACUUGACGUUGACGAUGGAGAGCAUGAUGGACGGCGAAGACGAUGACGAGAUGGAGCAAGGACAGACUCGGGAGCACGAUGAUGAGGAGGAGGACACUGACGAUUGGGACUCAAUGGACUUGAGCAACGUAACCAUCUCACUCAGCCUUGGCUACGAUGGCACGGACACUUGGGAUGCAACUGGAAUCGUGAGCCAAAGCGGCGACACGAUUGCUUCAGUGGAGGCUCACGUACACGAAGAAUGGGUCUCUUUGACCUCUUGGGCCAACGAAGAUGUUGGGGACAUGAUUGGCGCCGGGUCCGUCUACGAGUACGUCAACACCAGCAUGCCGUUCUCCGACUCAAGUGACAUGUGGUCGAUCAAUUACGUUCAGACGAGCGACUACAUCGAGACCACUAACGUUAGCUGGCAUUCGGACGCCAGCACCGGAAUCUCUGGCUUCUCUUUCAAGUCGUUCGCGAUGGAGAUGGACGACGGCGGCGCGUGGCAGUACAUCUUCACCGCCAACGCCACGGGAGAGAGCACUGGGGGGCCAGUGACCCCCACGCCAGCGCCACCGGCGCCGACCACGAUGACCGUCUCGGGGAGCUUUAAGGCUAGAGUGGCGGCUUCCGAUGCCCAGGACUUUAUCAGCAACCCCGUCGUCGUGGCGGCUUUCGUGAGCUCGAUCGCCGAGAGGGUCAAUGCGCCAGAGUCGAUGGUGGAGGUGACGCUCUCGGUGCAGAGCAGCCGGAGGUUGGCGGCCGGAGGUGGCAGGAGGAUGACGGCCCAGGCAGAGAUCUUGGUCUCCUACGUCAUCACCGCAGAAGUGAGCUCCUCCAGCGACGGAGGUGCCAUCAGUGAAAGCGACUUCGACAGCAUGGUAGAUGCCCUGGAGAGCACCACCGCGGCCGACUUCGUGGCAGGUUUCACCACGGAGCUUCAGGAAAGAGACGGUGGGAUUGCCUCUCGCUACUCUGCGGUGGCGGCGGUGGAGAACUCGGAAACAGCCCCAGCCACCGCCAUUGUCCAACGUGGGGCGACUGCUGGCGCACGUGCUGCAUUCCCGCAGGCGUUGUUGUUUGCUACCGCCUGCGGGCUGGCACUCUAA